GGGGAUAUGAAGAAUAAUUUGGAUAUUUUCGAAACGACUGAAUCAUGUUCAGCAGUCACUGGGUUGCUGAAGUAUACGACAAGAUUUUUAGCAAUUGCUCCACCAAUUUUACCAGCUAAAAUUUUAUAAAUAAUACAGAUUGCUCGAACUAUCAAAGCAGAUUUCCCUUUCUGCGGAAACCGCACUUCCCGUGCGAUUCGUCACUAUGUAGAUUGCCUACCACAGAGGUGAAUGAUUCAGUUUCAGGAAUCCCCCUAUUCAAACUGGGCGAAAUAAAAAAAAUCCGAAACAGCCUCAUUUAAUGAUCAUACUGGUGCCCUACGAAUCCCGCCACGUUGAAAAAUACCACAAAUGGAUGAGCAACGAUACUUUGAGGCAGUUGACCGCUUCAGAGGAAUUGACUUUGGACGAGGAAUACGAAAUGCAGAAAAGUUGGCGCGAGGACAGCGACAAACUGACUUUUAUAAUACUGGAUGCUGACAUCUAUGCUCGUGAUCAUGACGAAAUAUUAGCCAUGGUGGGUGACACGAAUCUCUUCCUUCGCCCAGAUCCGGAUCUGAAUGAUCGCCAGGUGGCGGAGGCGGAGAUUAUGAUUGCCGAACCGGAUGCGAGGGGCAAGGGAUUCGGUCGGGAAGCCAUGCUCAUCAUGCUGAAAUACGCACAAUCCCAGUCACAGCUGAAAUUGGACAAAUUCGAAGUCAAGAUCGACAUGGACAACACCAUUUCCCUGCAUUUAUUCGAAACUUUUAAAUUUGUGGAAACGAGUAGGGUAGAAGUUUUUCACGAGGUCACCUUGGAACGCCAAAUUACCCCAGAUUGGAUCAGUUGGCUGGACCAACAGGUUCAGCUACAAAUCGAAAGCUACUAGAUUUCAAUAUGCAUUUAAAUAUAUAACCAAAUUAUUUUUAACUAUAAA
This is a messenger RNA of Drosophila gunungcola (fruit fly), 916 nucleotides long. RefSeq names its product alpha/beta-tubulin-N-acetyltransferase 9. The transcript is spliced from 3 exons. The coding region runs from base 302 to 868 and encodes 188 amino acids. Lineage: Eukaryota; Metazoa; Arthropoda; Insecta; Diptera; Drosophilidae. Gene Ontology annotation, biological process: protein acetylation. The record is from RefSeq and is a predicted model, not a curated record. Gene Ontology annotation, molecular function: N-acetyltransferase activity.